Messenger RNA from Syzygium oleosum, 2788 nucleotides. Its product is annotated as ABC transporter G family member 11-like. Gene Ontology annotation, cellular component: membrane. The record is from RefSeq and is a predicted model, not a curated record. Bases 399 to 2510 code for a protein of 703 amino acids. Gene Ontology annotation, molecular function: ABC-type transporter activity; ATP binding; ATP hydrolysis activity. The transcript has 10 exons. Lineage: Eukaryota; Viridiplantae; Streptophyta; Magnoliopsida; Myrtales; Myrtaceae.
CUCUCUCUGUUUCUCUAUCCUGGUAUUUGUUGUUGUCCCUCCCAGUUCCAGUGGAAAUAAAACAGAGUUGAUCAUCGUUUGUUUGUUCGAAUUAUAGUGUGCAAGUAGAGAAGAGGAGAGAGGAGAGGAGUAGAGUAGAUUUUGUCGCUUCUCUGACCACCACCCCACCUAAGAGCCAGAGCAGAAGGAGGUUCAAGAUUCACACUUUUCCUCGCACUUUGCAUGGGUCUCUAGCUCUUCGGUCACGGCACGCUGGAGCGGUCAAACUGACAACCCCUUCAUGCAUUAGCCAUUUCGUCGACGCCCUUCACGCCAUCCUCCUUGAGAUCUUCCUUAUAGCACGUCUGAGGAAACCCGCGGUUCCUUGAAGAGAUUCUGUCGAGCAAAGCCGGAUACCCAUGACGAGGAGGAGCACGGCGAACGAGGUGAUGAAGGAGAUAGAUGCGGGGAAGCCAACGGCGGGGAGCGGGCUCGCCGUUGCCGGGCUGAGCCCGCUCAGCGAGACGCUGUGGCGGGAGAGCGGCAAGUUGGCGUCGAUGAACGCGGAGUUCGUCGGCGACGUCUCGGCCAGGCUGACAUGGCAGGACCUCACGGUGACGGUGACACUCGGCAACGGCGGCGAGACCCAGAGGGUGCUGGAGGGCCUGACCGGCUACGCCGAGCCGGGUACGCUCACGGCCCUCAUGGGCCCCUCCGGGUCGGGCAAGUCCACGCUCCUGGACGCCCUCUCGAGCCGCCUCGCCACCAAUGCGUUCCUCUCUGGGACGAUCUUGCUCAACGGCCGCAAGACCAAGCUCUCUUUUGGAGCUGCUGCCUAUGUCACACAAGAUGACGACUUGAUCGGUACCCUUACCGUGCGUGAAACGAUCUCAUAUUCGGCUCGAUUGCGCCUUCCCGAUCGCAUGCCCUGGUCAGAGAAGCGCACGCUGGUGGAGAGCACCAUUAUAGAGAUGGGUCUCCAAGAUUGCGCCGACACAGUUAUCGGAAAUUGGCAUCUGCGCGGGAUCAGUGGAGGAGAGAGGAGGAGGGUCAGCAUUGCUCUUGAGAUCUUGAUGAGGCCACGGUUGCUCUUUCUCGAUGAGCCGACUAGCGGGCUCGAUAGUGCUUCGGCUUUCUUCGUGACCCAGACACUUCGUGGCCUAUCUAGAGACGGCAGAACUGUGAUUGCCUCCAUUCACCAGCCCAGUAGCGAAGUCUUUGAGCUGUUUGAUAGACUGUAUUUGCUUUCCGGUGGCAAGACGGUUUACUUUGGUGAGGCAUCAGAAGCAUACGAGUUCUUUGCUCAAGCUGGAUUUCCAUGCCCUGCUCUAAGGAACCCAUCUGAUCAUUUUCUUCGAUGCGUUAACUCCGACUUUGACAAAGUUAAAGCCACGCUAAGGGGGUCCAUGAAAAUUCGGUUCGAAGCAACUGAUGGUCCCUUGGAGAAGUUAACAACAGCUGAAGCUAUCCGAGUUCUCAUUGACUUCUAUCGCACUUCUCAGUACUCCUACGCUGCUAAACAAAAAGUCGACGAGAUGUCAAAAGUUAAAGGGACUGUGCUAGAUUCAGGAGGCAGCCAAGCUAGUUUUCUUAUGCAAGCCUUUACCUUAACCAAGCGUUCGUUCAUAAACAUGUCCAGGGACUUUGGGUAUUACUGGCUAAGGCUUGCGAUUUACAUUUUCGUUACCGUCUGCAUAGGCACGAUCUAUUUGAACAUCGGGACAGGAUACAAUUCGAUUCUGGCCAGGGGCUCAUGUGCAUCUUUUGUCUUUGGAUUUGUAACGUUUAUGUCGAUUGGUGGGUUUCCUUCGUUUGUUGAAGAUAUGAAGGUCUUCCAAAGGGAGAGGUUAAAUGGUCAUUAUGGUGUCACUGCAUUUGUCAUCAGCAACACGCUCUCUGCAACGCCUUUCCUAAUACUGAUCACUUUCCUUUCGGGAACUAUUUGUUAUUUUAUGGUGCGCCUUCACCCGGGCUUCGAACACUAUCUCUUCUUUGUUUUGUGCCUCUACGGUAGUGUAACAGUCGUCGAGAGCUUGAUGAUGGCAAUCGCUAGUGUCGUACCCAACUUCCUGAUGGGGAUCAUCACAGGGGCUGGAAUUCAGGGCAUUUUCAUGCUGGUCUCUGGAUACUUCAGGCUUCCUAAGGAUAUUCCUAAGCCCGUAUGGCGCUACCCAAUGUCGUAUAUCAGCUUCCACUUCUGGGCACUUCAGGGUCAAUACCAGAAUGAUCUCAGCGGUAUGCUGUUUGACAACCAAUCGCCAGAUCUACCCAAAAUUCCAGGAGAGUAUAUUCUUGAAAACGUCUUCCAGAUUGACGUGAACCGAUCAAAAUGGGUGGACCUGAGUGUGUUAUUAAGCAUGAUAGUCAUUUACCGCAUCCUCUUCCUUAUAAUGAUCAAGGUCAAUGAAGAUGUGACUCCUUGGAUCAGAGGUUAUCUAGCAAGGAGGAGGAUGCAGCGGCAGACCGGAAACAACAACUCGUUAAUUGCCCCGAAUGGCCUCACCCAAUCUCCUUCUUUGAGGAAUUACUAGGCCAAUCGAGCGGCUGCGACUGGGAGAAUGUAAAAACAAGAAGGAGCGAGAAGGUUUUGACAGUCAACAGACAAUUAUAUAUUCAGAUCACAGUAUCACAGAAACAAUCUCGUUGGGGAUGUUGAACAGACAAGUUUGAAACCGUUGCUGCUUAGAAUAUCUUUCUCAGAAUGAUGAUUUACUUAACUUGUUAUCAUAUUGGUAUCUGUAAUUUUUAAUAUCAUUAUGGGAAUCGAUUAUGUGGCCAGGGAGAAAUCAAUUAUCUAUAGAUUUGCAAA